UUCUUCACGCGCACCUGGGGCGACCACUUCACCGAGGCGCCGCCGGCCGGCGGUGAGGGCCCUGGAGCGCGGAUCACCCGCCAGCUGUUCGACCCGUAUCUGGCGCGAUGCGCGCGGUCGCGCCGUCCAGUGCUCGUCGGCGAUGGCAACCCCCGAGACUGCGCCCGCUGCUGGAAGCGAGCUCUGCCUGCCCGCCGUGUUCCUGGGUCCCGAGCUGCGGCUCGAGGAGCCGGCGACGUUCGCGCAGGCCAUACCGUGGGCGGCAGGGCCAUCGCGACUUCUGCAGGAGCGGCUCACCCACUACCUGGACUUGGUCGAGGUCCAGCUGGCGCGCCAGGUGUCCCUGCGCUCGGACGCGUUCUUCCAAGCGGUGCGAUCGCACGACGUGCUCGCCGAGCGGUUGUCUUCCUGCGCGUCCGUCGCUGCGGUGCUGCGCUCCCAACUGGCCCGCGCGAGAGACCAACUGGCCGGCGGCGGGCUGCGACUGCUGUUGCUGUGGCGCCGCCGGGCGCGCCAGCGGACGCUGUGUGCCAAGCUGCAGCUGCUGGCCACUCUGCACCAGGCGCAGCCCACCAUCCAGCGGCUUCUGGCCAGCGGGGACUUCGCGCGCGCCCUCGAUUUCAUCGAGGCUAGCCGCGAGAUCGUGGCACUCGAGCUGGCGGGCGUCCAGAGUCUGCGCCACCUGGGCGCACAGUUGCUAGAACUAGAGCGGCACAUCGAGCGCAGCAUGGCGGCCGACUUGGCCCGGGGCCUCAGCGCCGAGUUGAACAGGCCGCCCGACGACCUGGCCCCCAUCGGGCAACAGGAGGAGGAAACCCUGACAGCCCUAGUGGCAGGCAUUCUGCGUCUGAACCGGCCGGCGAGUGCAGACUUUGCAACGCUGCUGCGUGAAGAGGCAUGCACGGCCCUGCAGGCAGCUGUCAAGGCAGCCCUGGCUGAGGGCAUGUCGCAGGGCGAUGCUUGGACUGCGCUGCUCGAACGUGCUCUGGAUGCUGCCGAACUCAUGCUGCGGCGCACCUGUAACCUGGCGCGGCUGCAACGCUGCGCUCUGGCUGCACAGGCAGCGGAAGGGGCCGCCCUGGAACCUGAGGAAGAGGUCCGGCUCGAGCAGGCUCGACGGGGCGCCCUGGCUGCCGUAGCCGAGGUAGCUCAGGAGCGCUGCGCAAGGCUCGUCCCGUCCGACGCGCAUCGUUCGCUACUCAACACAGGCAGCUUCCCCGCACUGUGCCGCCGUGCCGAGCAGUGUGCCGAGGACUGGGCACAGCUGUGCGAACACCGUAGCCAAGGCAGCCUGGUGCUGGCACUGCGCACUCAGGCGGAUCGGUUCGUGAGCCGCUUCCAUGAGGAGCACAAAGCCAAGCUCAGCCUGCUGCUCGAUGGCGAGUUGUGGGCGCGCGUGGACGUGCCAGCCGAGCUGCAGAGCAUGGUGGACCAGUUCCUGGGCGUCCAGGGCCCACGCACGCAGGGGGGCAGUGCACCCCAGCUGAUGCUGGAUGAGCAGCGCUACAGCAUCGCUGGCAGCACGCUGCUCUUGCUUCGCAUGGUGCUCGAGUACUGCCAUUGCGCCCGGGACCUGCCCUGGGUUGGCCUGAGCCUGGCGGCCAAACUGCAGGAGUUGCUCCGGCUCUUCAACUCGCGCACCUCCCAGCUGGUGCUGGGGGCCGGGGCACUGCAGCGUGUCGGCCUCAAGACUAUCACGGCCAGCAUGCUGGCGCUGGCAGCCCGCUGCCUGCAGCUGCAUGUGGCGUUCCUGCCUCGUGUCAAGUCGCACUUCGAGCAGCACCUGGUGGCUCGCAAGGAUACAGCCAGGCACUUUGAUGCCAUUGCCAAGGAGUAUGCCGAACAUGUGACGGAGAUCUUCGCCAAGCUGGCCAGCAUUGUGAGCAAUGUGCUGGACGGGCAGCUUGCCGAGUGGGAGGUGAAGGCACCCGUGCCAUCACCAGCCUUCCGGGGUAUUGCCCGCCACCUGACCAAGUUCCACACUGCCGUGGCAGAGCUGCUGAGCCCAACAGACGUGGGUGCCCUCCUGGAAGCCGUGCACGCCACAUUCCGGUCCCUGCUUGCGCGCCACCUAGCACGUCUGUCCAUAAGUCGCGACGGAGGACCUCAGCACGGGCUGGUCACCCAGGAGCUGAUUUUCUACGCUGAGCACCUGCGCAGCCUGGGUUGUCCAGUGACAGACAGCAGCAGCCUGUGGCAGCAAGACGAGUUUAUUGAGGCAGCUGCUGGGCCAGGGGCUGUGUGAGCCAGUAGGCAAGCGCUGGCUGGAGCACACACACUGCCAGCAACAGAUAGAGGCCCCGGCGUGAGCCCUCGGACGAGCUACCAGACAGCAGGGAGAGCCGCAGGGUGCGCAGCUGCAAAAGGAGACCCCGGUCAGAACCACGCGCAACACUGGCGGGCAGGCCACUUACCAGGAAGAAGUCGAGCGUGAGGCAACCGUAGGCCAGCACGAGCAGGUAGCCUGGCUGGUAGAGCAGCAUACUCGCCAGCAGAGCCGCUAUCAUGCUGCACAGGGGGACAGCGUACCGUGGUAGAGAGCACUGCAGCCACACGGGCAGCCCAGCCCACCUUACCUGACGAACUUGUAGCUGCUGAACGCGACCAGGUCCAGGACGCGCAGGUUGGAGCGGAUGGAGAGGAUGUACGUGGCCAGCCAGAUAGCCAGAACCUCGAGGGUGAGCCACAUGAGCGCCGAGCUUGCCUGCAGGCCCAGCCGUUCGGGGGUGAACCUGCGCGUGAGCAGAGUUGGGGCACACCGCGCCCACACAGCAACGCGGCGAGCGCUCACUCAUUGCGCAGGCCCAGCAGGUAGCCCGAAAGCAGCACGUACGUCACCAGCGCCAUGCCUGCAUUAAAAAUCAUUUUUGUGACAUUGUG
Dermacentor silvarum is the source of this 2880-nucleotide messenger RNA. It is a transcript of the gene scat, whose product is annotated as vacuolar protein sorting-associated protein 54-like. NCBI's taxonomy places the organism in Eukaryota, Metazoa, Arthropoda, Arachnida, Ixodida, Ixodidae. Gene Ontology annotation, molecular function: syntaxin binding. The record is from RefSeq and is a predicted model, not a curated record. Gene Ontology annotation, cellular component: GARP complex. Gene Ontology annotation, biological process: retrograde transport, endosome to Golgi; Golgi to vacuole transport.